Messenger RNA from Cuscuta epithymum, 1121 nucleotides. The record is from the annotation of a GenBank genome assembly. NCBI's taxonomy places the organism in Eukaryota, Viridiplantae, Streptophyta, Magnoliopsida, Solanales, Convolvulaceae.
AAUUUUUGCAUUUCGAGAUGGAACGAAUUGUCCAUGAUACAGAUGAAUUGUUGUCACUGAGAAACAUAAAUUUCAAAGACAAACGGGCUAAUUGUCAAUGUAACCUAGAUCCAGCGGCUAAAUAGCAAUUAGCAAAUUGGCCAAUUGCAUCUAUAUGUGGAAAAAUUAAAGGAGGAAAAUGGUAAAUCAAAAUCAAUAUUUUCUAAAGGUUUGACUUUGACAUAUACAACAAAGCUAAAAUUUAUUUUAUUUUAGAAAAUUCCAUACCGUAUAAAAUACUACGUAUAUAGCUACACUACAUAUUACUUGUAUAUUUAAUUAAAGUGCACAUUGGUCCUAGGAGUAAAAAUGAUAUAAAAUUCAAGAUGUGAGUACUAUAUUUUCACUUGAAUACAAGUAAAUUACUGUUGUAACAAACUUAUCUAUAUCCGAGGCUCUAGGGUUGGCUUUUGCUUUUCCGGCGGUGCCUCCUCGGCACGGUGUCCGGCUGUUUUUCCGGCGGUACCUCUAAGGUACGGUGUCCGGCAGUUUCUUCGGCGGUGUCUCUUAAGGCACAGCGUCCGGUUUUUCCUAUUUGUUGAUGUAGGUUCCUGCGGUUUUCGACCCUCGGCUUCGACGUUGUGCGGUCAGGAUGAGCAUAGUUAGUUGGAAUUGUAGGGGAUUGGGGAAUUUAGCAACGGUCCAAGGUGUUGUUGAUAUUGUCAAAGAACUUCGGCCGUCCAUCAUCUUCCUUAUGGAGACCAAAAUCUCCUAUAGCCGAGCAAAAGAAACCCUUAGGAUGCAGGGGUUUUAUAACAGCGAAGGCAUGGACAACGAAGGAAGUAGUGGUGGAAUUAUAAUGGGCUGGAAUGAUGACAUAGAAGUUGUGAUCAAGGAGAAGCAUCAAAAUUAUGUGGACUGUCAGGUUCGGAGUAGAGAGGGUGAGCUGCCUUGGCGUUUGACUGGCUAUUAUGCUUACUCGGAUACCAGGCGUCGGCGAGAAGCAUGGGAUAUGCUUCGAAGGUUAGCGGAACACAACACGAUGCCGUGGAUUGUCAUUGGAGAUUUCAAUGAUAUACUUUACGAAUCGGAGAAGAAAGGAAAUGUACCACAACCUCCUUGGAGGCUAAAAGGGUUCACGG